Molecule: messenger RNA, 3961 nt
Organism: Elgaria multicarinata webbii
Lineage: Eukaryota; Metazoa; Chordata; Lepidosauria; Squamata; Anguidae
Gene: PGPEP1
Product: pyroglutamyl-peptidase I
Exons: 3
Coding region: 557-994 (145 amino acids)
Biological process (GO): proteolysis
Cellular component (GO): cytosol
Molecular function (GO): pyroglutamyl-peptidase activity
Source: RefSeq, a predicted model, not a curated record
AACCCGUUAUUCUACAUGGACAUUUGAGGUACAGGGCAGAAGCAAGUAAAAGAGGAGGGAAAUAAACAACCCAGGGAUUGAGAAAACAAACCACGGUUUCUUUCAUCGUCUGCCAGAACAAACUCUGCAUAGGACAACAAACCAUGAGUUAAAUAAGCUAUGGGCUAGCAUUAUGUGUGAACCAGGUCUACGUCUACCCGCGUAACCCACGCACGCGUACACCUGAACCUAACCUGUGUUUGGAUCUUUACCCCAUCCCCUCCCUUCCCCUGGCUGGUGGAUUCCAGACGUGUCGGACUUCACUCCCAUCAGCCCCCGGGGCAGGAAGAAGUCGGAGCAAAACCAAUUGCGGCAUAAAACUGAAAUUAGACCGGCAAUAUUGCAAACGUUGAUUCAAUAGUACUAAAAGAUCUUUACAAAUGUGAAAUGUCUGGGGAAAUAAAUCGCUUUUCACCUUGCACCGAGAGGACUACAACGUGGGGGCCGCUACAGAAAAGCCCCCGUCUCUGCAACUCACUAGGCGGGGUGGGCGUUACCCAGAGAAGGGCCUUUGAACAUGGCGGCCCAGCUCGUGGUUCACGUGGGCCUGUCCGGCAUGGCCACGACGGUGACGCUGGAGAAGUGCGGCCACAACGUGGGCUACCGGGGCCUGGACAACUGCCGCUUCUGCCCGGGCUCGCACUGCUGCGUCGAGGGCGGCCCGGAGUGCAUUGACUCCGUCAUCGACAUGGACGCCGUGUGCAAGAGGGUCUCCGCCUUGGGGCUGGACGUCGCCGUCACGAUAUCGAAGGAUGCGGGCAGAUACCUCUGCGACUUCACCUACUACACGUCCCUGUACCAGAGCCACGGCCGGUCGGCCUUCGUCCACGUGCCCCCCCUGGGCAAGCCUUACAGCGCGGAGCAGCUGGGCCGGGCACUCCAGGCCAUCAUCGAAGAGAUGCUGCACGUCCUGGAGCGCUCUGAGAGCAACAUCAACUGCCACAACGAACAUUGAGCCUGGGCGGAUUCCAACCCCAACCCCCCUUCGGCUUCCUUCACUGUUGCACUUCCAAAAAAAAAAUAUAUCUUGCGGCCCUCGCAGAUCCGCGGCGGGGGCGGGGGACGCCCAGCCCCCUGCCCAGAGGAGGGCCAAGAACAGAACUUAAUCCUGCCUCUGCCCUCCAAGGAAAAGACUUUGGACCCUUUUUCAUUUCCCCCUUCCUGGUCCAGAGAAACGACACGACACCUUCGCUCGCCCCGCCCCGCCGCUACCGGCUCCGCCUGGAUUCCCACAGAGGCUCCCCGGAGGGGUGGGGUGGGAAUUCCAGACCGUAGAGGAGGACCUCCGAGGGAAGACGUCGCUCCGGCAGCCUGACCUUGCUCCUGUUUUACUUUCCUGGUUCCACGCCCGACGGCGGGCCCUUUCCGCGUCGCCGUGUCGCUUAAAGCAGGAGGCGCCGCGUUUGUUUCAAAAUGCGGGCCUCGGCCGGAGGCGCGCUUCUCCCAUCGGACAGGGGAAACUUAACCCUCUCCCUGAGGGUUCGAAGCAUACCGGGACAGCCGUCAAAGCAGCAGCGGUAAAGCGCCCCUUUGCCUCUGUCUGCUUCAUGCCAAAUACCUUGCGGUGGCAAUUUUUUCGUGUUGGUUUUUUUAUACACAAAAGAACAGUCCGCCUUGACCUACUGCCUUCUCUGAAUUUGGCAACCACAUACCUCUGUGUCUGAAACGCACAGCUGCUGUUCUGUUUCUUUAAGACUCUUCCGAACAGCCGGAAAAACUGGCCCGUGACCCAGGAGCUGGGGUUUUUCUCUCCCUCCCCCAUCACUGCCCUACACACACCUCAGACCCGCCCCCCCCGCCUUUUCCUAGUGCCUCAAAGCUAGAUGCUGCUUAUUCAUCCCGUUGUACCUUAGGAAAUGACCGGUACACCUUCUCUGCAAACUUUUCAGGGCGAUGCUGUAGAGGCAAACCGGACCCGUGAGCCUCCUCUGCUCUUUGGGACUGUUUCGUCUCUGGCCAAACCUCCUGCAAUUGAACUGUUGGGGCGCAGGAUCGUUGGAGGGCGUUCCCGCCGCCCCCGCCCCCUCGCCAGCUGGGCAGAACCCGACGCUGCACUUUUGAAGCCGGGUGGCAUGAGGGGGUGCCGACCGGCCGAGAGGUUGAAAGACUGGUCUUUAAAUUCGGCAGCGUGCGAAUUUCGCUCUAAGUCAAUUUCGGGACUUGUGAGAUGAAGAGGAAAUGGGGAUCCAACCCCGCGGGAUGAGCUGGGGUCAAAUCCCCAAACCGCGGAUGUCUUGUGUCUUUGCUAGAACGAAAGCAAGGCACCGUUCGGCUGAAACGAAAAUCUUUGCCCCAGGGGGGCUGUGGGGGCUGCUCUUUUUCCUCCUGUUUGUUGUGAAACAAAAGUCUCUUCCUAUUUGAAUCGUUCGGUUUUCUUUUUAAACUAUGAUUGGUUCUACUCGUAUAGUAACUCUCAGUGAGAGUCCCGUCCCCAUCCCCCCCAUACGCGGUCGAUGCUUGCAAACGAGAACGGCCGUGCGGGAAUUUGAAUCGCCCCAUAACAUUUCUGCCUGGCCUUACUGAGGAAAUCGCCGGGGCGGCUUCCCGGGCUGCUAAAAAUUGAUCCCCAGAUUUGCUCGCCUGCCAGCCGCCUGCGGGCACCCAAAUUCCUACGUCCGCAAAGUUUUUCUCUUUCCUUUAGUAAUUUAUUUUUAUUUAACGUUUUUGUCCACGCAUUGACGGCUCCUGCACUCUUCUUCCCCCCCCCCCCCCCCGGUUUAGCUUUGUGAGCUCUGUCGCAGCAAAAACAAAGAAUCCUGUUGCACCUCAAAGACUCACUGGUUUGGUUUCUCGAUACGGAUCGACGCCGUAGGCUGGAUUUUUGGGGUCUCCGCAGGGGUGUGGCUCUAGUGAAGAGGCCCUGCACUCCCAAAUUUGCCACCCUGUCACUGCUGCUAAUAAAACUAACAGCAGAACCACCCUGUCAACAAUGCGAUGGUCACGUUCUUCCGUGAAUUUCCUUCUGGCCUCACUGUUUACGGGUUCCCCCCCCCCCCCCCCGCCCGACAUAUAAACCUGAAAAUCUCCAUAAUGCCUCCGUACGUACGAUGAAACGUCGCAUCUCUGGGGCUAGCGUGCGGCUCACCGCAACCUUCCAAAAUAUAAAAAAUGGUCAGUCUGGUUAGAGAUGCGAAGACGGGGAGAAAAACCCAGAAAAAAAUAACCAGGGUUUUGUACCGUGUUUUUUCCAAAUUGUCUACAAAUCUCUGAGGGAACGAGUAGUUUUUUCUAUAUAUUUUUUUUUGUGGCUGUUCCCAGGUCUUCUCAUCUCUAGGUAUAAAGAUCCGAAAGACAUUGUUUAAGUGCCCUCUUCUUUUUAAAGACACCCCCCCUCGGCUGCCUGGACCCCUUCAGAGGUGCUUAUCCUUGGAGAUUCUUUUGGGUUUAUUUUUUAUUUUUUUAAAAAAAUGACGUUUCCUUUCGACCAGGCUACCUGGCGUGGGGUCGAGAGCCCUCCGACGGAGCUGAGAACAUGACCGACGCUUUCCUGACGGCCGGGAUGGGCGGCUUUGCCAAAGCAGGCCUUUCUGAUGAGGCGGGCGCGGCAAACUCCCCAAUAGCACGCUUCCUCCCUGAAGCGGCCCCGCUUUGAUUUGAGCUGUUCGGCAAAGGAGUAGCCUUCCCUCUAACUAACAGUGCAAUACUAGAAGUUCCUUGUAGACGCACCUGUGAUGAGCAGGGGGUCGGACUGAAUUGGUCUUCUCCCACCUAGCUCCCUCCAGAUGUUCUUGGACUACAAUUCCCAGCAUUUCCAACCUUUGCCACGCUGGCCAGGGUUUGAUGCGGGCCUUCUCGAAAACCUUGAAUCGAACAUUUUCCUGUUGUGGUUCCCCCCCCCCCCCCGCGCCCUGAAUCGAUUGCAAUCUGAUUUUAGUAUGUUUAACUGACUUAUAUAUAUAUUUAGUAAACAAAACUUUAAAAA